This is a messenger RNA of Pocillopora verrucosa, 1182 nucleotides long. RefSeq lists its product as uncharacterized. The record is from RefSeq and is a predicted model, not a curated record. Lineage: Eukaryota; Metazoa; Cnidaria; Anthozoa; Scleractinia; Pocilloporidae.
AUGAAUGUACUUGAGCGAAUUUGGAAGAUACAAAAAGAACACCUUGAGGCUGUGAGGUGCAUGGUUCAAAAUAGAGCAUCGUUUGCCUAUACUUCAGACGUCACCGUAGAUUACAUAUCGAAGCACUGCCCAGAAUUUUUCGAUGGUGGCUGCCCAUAUGCCAAGCUUGCCCAAGAAAAAGAAGGCGUCUGUGGCAAAUGUCCUCCUUUCAACAAUGGCUGCCCUUUCAAACAAUGCAAGACCGUGGGUGAGCUUCAAGACAUAAUGGGUUUGAUGCGUGACCAGUCCAAAGGUGAAGCUCAAUGGAUUGAAUUUUUGAAGGACGUCGUCUCUCUUAGUAAGGAAAAACAAGUAGGGUACGGAACUGACGCCCCUCCAAGCUUCUUCAAGGGUGGCUGCCCCUUUGUCAAAGACACUGCAGGAAAGGAGAUUUUGAAACCUGCAUACGCUGUGACUUCAGACGUCACCAUAAAUUAUAUAUCAAAGCACUGCCCAGCAUUUUUCGGUGGUGGCUGCCCAUAUGCCAAGCUUGCCCAAGAGAAAAAAGGCAUCUGUGCCAAAUGUCCUCUUUUCAACAAUGGCUGCCCUUUCAAACAAUGCAAGACCGUGGGUGAGCUUCAAGACAUGAUGGGUCAGAUGCGUGACCAGUCCAAAGGCGAAGCUCAAUGGAUCGAGUUUUUGAAGGACGUCGUCUUUCUUAGUAAGGAAAAACACGUAGAGCACGGAACUGUCUCCCCUCCAAGCUUCUUCAAGGGUGGCUGUCCCUUUGCUAAAGACAAUGCAGGAAAGGAGAUUUUGAAACCUGCAUACACUGUGUAUCCAUAUUCUUUGACUGUUGAAGAGAUCGUCAAGAACUGCCCAGUUUUUGGCAAAGGUGUGUGCCCAUAUAAAGCUCUUAUUGAUGAAAUGAAAGGAAUCACCGGAAACUGCCCUAGUUUCAAAGAGGGAUGUCCAUUCAAGAAUCUGACAACCAUGGGUGAGUACGUAGGCAAACUGGCCGAAAUGCGAGAUAAGACAGCUACUCCUAAGGUUCGAGCUGCAUUCGAGAAGUUGAUGAAGAGGGUUCAUGAGAUCUCCAAGGAAGCUGAAAAGAAAGCAGGACCCUGGCCAUUCCCUCUAGAUACCUGCCCAAUCUUUGCCCGUGAUGCGCACGGAAAGCGUAUCAUGCCAAAAUACAAUUAG